Molecule: messenger RNA, 978 nt
Organism: Recurvomyces mirabilis
Lineage: Eukaryota; Fungi; Ascomycota; Dothideomycetes; Mycosphaerellales; Teratosphaeriaceae
Gene: AVO2
Product: Target of rapamycin complex 2 subunit avo2
Exons: 2
Coding region: 1-978 (325 amino acids)
Biological process (GO): regulation of gene expression
Cellular component (GO): nucleus
Molecular function (GO): protein binding
Source: RefSeq, a predicted model, not a curated record
AUGUACAUACGAGAAAGAUCGCAUCUGCACAUUAAGGACGUGCUGUGCCUGCCUACCAUAUGUCGUGAUGUCAGUAUACCUACACAUACACACACACGUAGCGUGCUGAAGCAUCCCAGGAUCAAUGUCGCCACGCGUCUGCGACGCGCGAUCUUGCUCAAUGACCUCCUCCUGGUGAAACGCAUUGUCCAGAACAGCCCUCGGCUUUUGCAAAAUCCAGACUUCGAGGACAAGAGCAAUACGAGCUUGCAUCUGGCGGCCUCGAAUGGUCUCCUCGAGAUUUGCAGAUUUCUGAUCGAAGCAGGCCAUGAAAAUGUCGAGAUCAGCCGCAACACCGACGAUGAUACACCUCUCAUGGUCGCCGCGAAGAGUGGCAAAGUGCAAGUGGGAGAGCUCCUGAUAGAAGCCUUCCCGCGAUGCAUCCAAUACGUUAAUAAAGCUGGGCUGGAUGCACUCACGCUAGCGUCACAGCAUCCUGCAUCCACCGGUCUGAUACCACCACUACUACAGCAUCCCGAAUACCCAGCCUCGCCUCAUGUCAAGGAUCAGGAUGGGAACACGCCACUGCACCAUGCCUCCGCUUCGGGAUCACUAAAAGCCCUACGAAUCAUCUUAUCGGCUGGUGCAAACCCACUGGCAAAGAACGACUACGACUGGACGCCGCUGGCCUACAGCCAAACAGUAGCCGCAGAAGUCUACUUUAAGAACCUUGUAGCUGAAUUUGAGCGUAGGAAGGUGGAAGGUGCGAAGCUUGGCGAGGAACGAGAAAGGCAACGAGCAGCCGGCGUUCGUAUCGUGGACGAUGAGGGAGCACUGCAAGAAGACGCGGUGAUUGGCGAUGCGCUCAAGCGGCACUGGAGCCCUACGGAGAGCAGACGGCCCAUGACUCCCGGCUCGGCACCAAGACAUGACUGGGGUCCAGGACUGGCGUUGCAGCACUCGAGGACGAGGUCCAGUAGUGGGGACCUGGUGCGGUGA